Molecule: messenger RNA, 1648 nt
Organism: Oncorhynchus kisutch (coho salmon)
Lineage: Eukaryota; Metazoa; Chordata; Actinopteri; Salmoniformes; Salmonidae
Product: gastrula zinc finger protein XlCGF17.1-like
Exons: 3
Coding region: 1-1002 (333 amino acids)
Biological process (GO): regulation of transcription by RNA polymerase II
Molecular function (GO): DNA-binding transcription factor activity, RNA polymerase II-specific; RNA polymerase II cis-regulatory region sequence-specific DNA binding
Source: RefSeq, a predicted model, not a curated record
AUGAAGGAUGAAGAGGGGGAGAUUACUGUCACAUUAGAGGAGGACGAAGAAGAGAAGACUGGAGAUCUGAUUAACACCAGUAAAUACAAGGCAGAGAAAAGUCUCUCCAGAUCAGCACUCCUCAAGAAACACCAGCAGAGACCCACAGGAACGAAAUCUCACUGCUGCUCUGACUGUGGGAAAAGAUUAAACUCUUUAUCAAACCUUAAAAUACAUCAAAGAAUUCACACAGGAGAGAAACCUUAUAGCUGUGAUCAAUGUGGGAAGAGUUUUACUACAUCUAGCAAUCUAACUAUACACCAGAGAAUACACACAGGAGAGAAACCUUAUGGCUGUGAUCAAUGUGGGAAGAGUUUUACUACAUCUAGCUAUCUAACUAUACACCAGUGUACACACACAGGAGAGAAACCUUACGCCUGUGAUCAAUGUGGGAAGAGAUUUAUUCUGCUAGAAACCCUGAAAUCACACCAGAGAAUACACACAGGAGAAAAACCUUAUAGCUGUGAUCAAUGUGGGAAGAGUUUUACUACAUCUAGCAAUCUAACUAUACACCAGAGAACACACACAGGAGAGAAACCUUAUGGCUGUGAUCAAUGUGGGAAAAGUUUUACUACAUCUAGCAAUCUAACUAUACACCAGAGAACACACACAGGAGAGAAACCUUAUGGCUGUGAUCAAUGUGGGAAGAGUUUUACUACAUCUAGCAAACUAACUAUACACCAGAGAACACACACAGGAGAGAAAUCUUUUAGCUGUGAUCAAUGUGGGAAGAGUUUUGGUCAAUCUGGCCAACUGACUGUACACCAGAGAACACACACAGGACAGAAACCUUAUAGCUGUGAUCAAUGUGGGAAGAGUUUUGGUCAAUCUGGCCAACUGACUGUACACCAGAGAACACACACAGGACAGAAACCUUAUAGCUGUGAUCAAUGUGGGAAGAGAUACUCUAGUAAAAGAUCUCUGAUCAAACAUCAGAAAAUACAUGAAGGAGUUGUUUCAUGAUAUCAAUGAAAUAAUGUCACAAUGUAGAUUAUUUUAACAUUAUAUCAGUAGUAUUUUAAUGAAUGUCAACGUAGAACCCUAAAUGUUUGCCCCCUGUUCAAUUGAUUUUAGCCUCAUGGAAACAAUCCAGGCUCUGAAUUGAAAGAGUUACUAUUUAUGUGAUUGAACAAAAAUUGACUAACAAAAAAGAGUUUGUUACACUUACCACGUUGGUGACCCACUGGAAUCUAAAUGCAACACUUCAAAAUGUAGCUAGCAGUUUACCACGUUGGUGACCAACUGAAAUCACAAUGUAGCUAGCAGUUUACCACGUUGGUGAUCCACUGGAAUAACAUUGAAACACUCCAAAAUGUUUAGGUUUUCAAUAUAUCACAAACUGUUUCUGCAUAUUGGUUAUUGAUUUGGACACGUUAAAACUGUGUUUUGACAUUGCGCUAUUCCAAUUUAGCAAAAUGUAAUUGAAAAGACGUUGAAAAUAAGACUAUGCCCGACGUCCAAUAUAUGUUCGGUUGUAGGUGAAAGUUGAAAAGAUGUCUUUUUGGGUAGAUUUUUCAAUGACUUGAAAACAACUUAAUUUCAACAUACUUGGAGACUAUACACAUGGACGCAGUGUAAUAAAUUGGUCUAUAAUACAUUUUAUGAACAA